GGGCGAAGUGACGUCACCGCUCGCUUGCAAGAUGGCGGCGCUGUUUGUUGACACUCCACCAGAGAGAAGAAUGUAGAAGUUUUUGUUUAUUUUGAGUCUAAAGUUGCCUAAAUGUUAAGGCAGCAAGACUGUGGCGCAGCGCAGAUUGGCUGUGACCCGAGCCAGGGAGAAGGUGAGAGCUGGAGCAACGCUAGCGCAUGGGGGACGGCUCACACAACAAAAUCAUGUUCCACCGCUUCCACGACCUGAAGACUGGACAGGACCCUGACAUAAUGCAGAGUGGAAGCCGCAGCAGUACGCCAGCCAGUGCUCUUGAUGGAAGAGCUAUGUUCCCACAUCCAUCUGCAGUCCCAGGACAACAGAAUUUACCAGCAUCCUACCCAAGCAUCUCCAGCCCUAGUACAAGCCUUAUGUCCCAGAGUGCGCAGCUCAUGGCAUUAGGACAUAACAUGAUGUUCCCAGGCUCAAAGUUUAUGACUGGAGCACCACCAGAAGCUCAUAGGUAUCUUCCAGAAUCAUAUAGAUUGGCUGCCGAGACACUUGAUCAAAGUCGCUAUGCAAUUGAUAGUCAGAGAAUGUCUGCUGACCCAUACAGACAGUCUAGUGAGCCACAGCGUCUGCCAUCAGAUCUGCAACGCAUAAGAUCUGAGCUGCAGCGCACAGAAGAGCAGAGUCUUGACCCUUACCAGCGACCCCCAAGUGAUCCCUAUAGAAACCCUGUUGACCUGCAGAGAGCGCAAGAAUCAAAUUUACAACAAUUAGCCUCCAAUGCGCAACGUCUUGUGUCUGAUCUACAACGUCUUCAGUCAGAUCCACAACGGCUUGUAGCAGAGGCUCUACGACCUCAGGUGUCUGAAUCGGUUCGAAGUCCUGAGACUUCAUAUCGUAGCAUAAUGUCUGACCCUCUGAGGCCUCCUUCAGAACCACCACAGCGUACAGUCCAGGAAUCAAUCAGAAGUCAUGCAGAUGCACAGCGCAUGGUACAGGAGAGUCUCAGAGAAUACUUUAGCCCUUCCCAAAGGACCAUGCAAGAAAAUCUGCGGUCCCCAACUGACCAAAGAAUGAUGCCUGAAAAUUUGCGUUAUCCCUCAAGUGAGAGUCUUCGAUCUGACCCACUGAGAUAUGGCACAGACCUAAGUAAUCAAAGGAUGAUGCCAGAAAACUUAAGAGUCGGAAAUGAAACUCCUCAGCACAUUCGAGUUGGAGCAGAAACCCCACAACAUGUACGCGUAGGGGCUGAAACUCCGCAGCAUAUCCGUGUGGGAGCAGAAACACCACAGCACCUACGUGUAGGGGCCGAGACUCCUCAACAUCUGCGAGUUGGAGCUGAGACUCCACAACACCAGCAUUCACAGCACUUGCGAGUAGGGGCAGAAACUCCACAACACAUGCGUAUAGAAGAAAACUCUCAACACAUGAGGCUAAGUGGAGACACUCCUCAGCAUCUACGAGUAGGUUCUGAUAUACAGCAGCAUCACCGCUCUGGUGUAGAAACAAGUCAGCAUGUUAGAGUAGGUGAAACAUCACAUCACCUUCGUGUUGGUGCAGAGACCCCACAGCCCCAUCCCAUGAUGCCAGAGAAUCUCAGGGUGACCUCUGAUGCGUCACGAAUGGUCCCAGAAAACCUUUGUGUGACUGAACCAUCUCAUCAGCUAAUGCCUGAAAAUCUGCGAAUAAAUCAUGACAGUGGAAGCAAUUCCACAGGGGUAAGAAUGAACCCCCCACCACCUCCAGAGUCAUCCAUUCCUCCUAUGCGUUCACACUAUGAUCCUCCCUCUCAUCGAAUGAUGACAGAAUCUCCACACCCUAUGAGGGAAUCAAUGCGAGUGGAGUCCCCACGCUACUCAGAAUCAAUGUACCGUGGAGACUUGAGCCAUAGCAGCCUUGGCCCCCCAACUCCUGCUUCAUCUGUAACACCCAUGCCUGAUCCUUCAAGUGCACCACUUCCUCCACAACAUCAGUUUUAUAGCAGCCCAUACAACACCCAAUUUUCCCAGUACAUAAGUGAUAGCCAGGACCGAGACCAUCGAGAGAAUCUUGGAUUGGAUGAUGAUAUGGAAGUCAAGCCAUACCAUGAUAUUAAGCCUUAUAACCAGGAUUAUGCUACUUCAAUGCUUGUCCAUGAGGCACAGAUGGGCUCUGCUCCAAAGCCACCAAAACCCAAAAAACCUAAAGAACCUAAACCUCCACGUAUACCUGUCAUUCAUAAGUGCAAUGAAUGUGAAAAGGUCUUUAAGAACAGCACUCAGUUGAAGAACCACAUGUGGAGGCACACAGGAGAGAAGCCCUUUACAUGUGAGGUUUGUGGCUCAAAAUUUACCCAACAAGGUAAUCUUCGGGCUCAUAGGCGUAUUCACACAGGUGAGAGGCCAUACCAAUGCCCAGAGUGCAAAUCUUGCUUUACUCAGUUGUCAACACUUAAAACCCAUCAGAAAAUUCAUUCAGAUGAAAGGCCAUACAAGUGUGACCAAUGUGAUGCAGCUUUUAGACAGAUUGCCAACCUCAAAACUCAUGCUGUAACUCACACUGGUGAAAGGCCACAUAAAUGUGAUCAGUGUGAUAAAGCUUUCACACAAAAGUCAAAUCUUAAAGCCCAUAAAAACAGAGUACAUAGCGGAGAAGCUGGAACCCCAACAAGGAGAGGAAGGAAAAAAAAUCCAAGUGCAAUCAAACCAUAUAACUGCUUGGAAUGUGGGGCAAAAUUCACCAUGAUGAGCAACUUACGAAUUCAUAUGAAACUGCACUCGGGGGAAAGACCAUUUGAAUGUGAUCAUUGUGGAGCGGGAUUUGCCCAGCGAUCCAACCUUAAGACCCACAUCCAAAGGAUGCACGGGAAAGGGCCAGGACAAGGUAGGCGUAGAAUCAAAUGCGAUGAAUGUCCAGCCAUGUUUAGAUUAAAAAGAUGCCUUAAAACACACAAAAAGAAACGCCACCCCAUUAAGAGCUUGAAAAUCAAGAUUUUGAGGGAGUCUAAAUAUUUGAUGCAAUCAGAAGAGCCAGCAGAGGGAGAAAAUGAGGAUGAAUUUGAGGAUGAUGAUGAGGAUGAUGACUUAGACGAUGGCACUGAAGAUGGUGAUGAGGGAACCGAAGAUGGCCCUAAUCUAGAACCUAUUGUACAGUUACAAGAACCCAAGGAGGAGCCAUAUUCACCUGGCUAUAAUCAUCCAGACUCUCCCUAUGGUGACGAUCCUGAAUGGCAAAAGGAAAUAGCAGCAAAAGAAAGCAUUAGGCUUGAGAAGGCACAUGGGGAAAAUGGAAACAGGGGAGUCGAGAAGAUGGAUCUCCCCACGGGUCCUGUUGAAGCAGAAUCAAAAGCUCUCUCUGGAGAGUCACAUGAAGCAUCUGUAAGUGUGAAGUGACAAGCUUAACUUCCAGUGAGCACUGUAAAACCCAGCCUGAAAAGUCUCUUAAGCUUUCCCAUAUAUCAGUUGAGAUGAUACCAUAGUGAGAAUGACAGGGUUGGUACAGAAGCAGUUUACUGGCUUUUACAGGCCUCAGAAGAAAAAUAAGUUGGCAAAUCACAGCACAUUUUAAAAUACGCAUAUAAAUAUAUAAAUUCACCAGCAUUGUGUUGUGGAGUUUCUGGUUGUGGUGGUCAGGAGGACAGGUGGCUGCAGCAGAGGUCAGAACUCGAUCCUCGUUUGUUCGACUUACUCCUUUCAAGAGAGACAGGAGUGAUUAUAUCACCUCUGGAGAUGUUUGGACACAUUUUACUGAAUGCAAGAAAUAAUCAAAGACUAAAAUCCCUUAUGCCUUUAAGGGGAAAACUGCAGAGUAUUUCACUUUUGUACUUAUUCACACGCUAAAUUGUUAAGGAUAUAUGUAACGAAGUGUUUCUCACAAGGUACCAAAACUAUUUCAGUACAUUAUUUGUAAGUUGCCAUUGUUCUUGCCCACAUAUUUUAGGAGAUUGUAAGUGAAAUGUUCCUCUUUCUAUUUUUCUCAAUGGGGAAAAGGUCGAACAAGCGAGACGGGGUGUAAAUAGUUUGUUGUGAGAGACCCUUCAGCGUUAGUGAACAGGAUGGCUGUCCUAGCUCCUGGUAACAGCUUUAAUAGACCCUGAAGUUUUACCAUGACCAUCCAUCUGGAUGCCAGAUGGCCACGUAUUACGCUUUCUUCCAACUUGCAGUAUAUGAGGCAUAACUCAAGUCAUGUAGCCAUCUUGUGUUUCAGGUUGUGGUCAUAUUAGCUUUAGGGUAUUUGAUCUGAUGGCUUUAGAAUGAAUGGUUGAAAGUUGUGUGUGCUGUGUUUUGAUAACACACACUCAGAGCUUCAUGUCAGGGGCUGGAGUAAAAACCUCCAGCUGCAAGGAUGGUAGGCAAUAGUAUGUCAAAUUUUAACCAAGAAAUCCAAAGUGAGAAGUAGAGUGACCAUAUAUUGCCAUAUAUUAAUUAGAUAUAUCGGUGGUCGUUAGUUAAGAUUUUAGUCAGAUAUUAAGCUUGGACGAUCAGCAGAAUGAAUGCAUGAGGAGUAUGGGUCAGUGCUCCCAUGCCCCAUUUCAUGUAAGGUUUGUGACAAAGUCAAUGCAUCCUUAUAGGGGAGGCUCACUAGGGCUCGGCUACCCACUGCUACUCAGGGAAGGUUGAUCCUCGAUGACACUCCGUCUUACAGUCAGUAAAACACAAGAUUGCGUUGUUCACCAGAGACUGAGAAGUGAGACUAAAGUUAAGACAAAGGCUUUACUAAGAACAUUAUAAAUAUUCUGUUACCAGGUCAGUGCCAAGAGGUCUUUAUAUAGAGUAGGUAAGAUAAACUGGAUGUCUAGUCUUUGGCCUUACUUCUCGAGGUGUAUCAGACGCCAUUAUUAUAUCCAGUUUUUGGCUCCUUGUAAUGGAGAUAUAUCAUUCAGAUUGAGAACUAAAUAGAUGUCAUUCCAUAUAUCAUGUACUUUUAACAGAAUACCUAGGCUUUCCACCAGGGUGACUCUACCAUUAGAAAAUUGUGACACAGAUACACCGGGCUUCCUCAUGAUAUUACCACCUCACUAGGAAAUGUAGUCAUCUGAAGAAACAUAUUUUCCCUCAGGGAAAACAGUAGUUAAAUACAGUAGAAGAAGCAAUUAUUUUUGCCUUUUAGACCGGGGAUGUGUUCCCUCCAGCAUUUGUUGAGGGUGAAUUUAUCUAUAGAUCAUUCCUCUAGGUGGAUAAGCUGUUAUCAUAUCUCAUAUAAAACACUGCUUAUAUUCAUAAUGGCUAUCAUAAUCUCAUGUAUUGGCUUCAUCAUUGUACCUCCAUUUUUCAACACAAGUCAACAUAUCCAGGACUUUCAAGAAGCGAAUAAUUUAGUGUUUGAGAGCUGCAGGCGGUGUUGUAGCACGUGGGGCCACGUGCGACUUUGAGGCAGAGUUGAUGGUGAGAGACGGGUCCCCCAAGCUCUGAACAACUGACCCUGACACAUUUUUGGAUGCAAUUUGCUGGUUUCACCUUCUAAGUGUCUUUCCUCUGUCUAUACUUGGACAAAUUUUUCAUAAUUUAAGGUUUUGACUUUUACUGUGCAAAAAUUUAGAACCCCCUAGUACCUGUAAGACUUUAGAAUCUAAAAUGAAACUGCAUAUGCAAUGCCUCUUUAUUACUUUAUAUUAUUAGUAAGAUUAUAGCGUGUAGAACUGAUAGCAUUCAUAUAUAUUAUUCAACCCUAUAUAGUGGCUGCCUCCUGUGAGGUCUUCUUGUUUGAAGAGUUUUGCAUGCCUGUGUUUGUAGAGAUGGAUAACGGCCUCUGAGAUUAUUUGAGUGUGUCUGCUGUGUGUGUUUAUUGCGAGUAGUUUCUUUUAGGGGAGAAAUUGACUGUGGGGUCGUCCGGUCUGCCAUACAUGACAAUUUACUUUAUUACCUGAUGACAACUUUAGCUUAAAACUAUGGAUACAAGAUCUGGUUUUUAGUAUUACCACAUGUAGUCUUUGGCAGGUAACACACCAAUGCUGAAGGUUUUAUAACUUUAAACAGAGUAUCAUUAAGUAAUAAUUUGAAGACUGAAUCAAACGGUCUAGAUAACGUAUACGGUGCAUCAUACUGUUGCCAUACAUAGUCUUGUCAUGCCAGUAACUUACAACAGCAAUUUACUUUUUAAGUUGUUGCCAGAUUUUGAGUACUGGACAUCUGAAGUAUUAAUGCAACAUUAAACUGCAAAUUUUAGGCCAUCAUGGUCUCACAAAAUGCUUGUAGAAUAGGUAAAAUCUGUACAUUUCUGGCAGACAUAUGUUUUUGUUGUUGUAGGGUUAUGGUAA
Messenger RNA from Penaeus vannamei (Pacific white shrimp), 6223 nucleotides. RefSeq lists its product as uncharacterized. Gene Ontology annotation, cellular component: nucleus. Gene Ontology annotation, biological process: regulation of transcription by RNA polymerase II. The record is from RefSeq and is a predicted model, not a curated record. Lineage: Eukaryota; Metazoa; Arthropoda; Malacostraca; Decapoda; Penaeidae. Gene Ontology annotation, molecular function: RNA polymerase II transcription regulatory region sequence-specific DNA binding; DNA-binding transcription factor activity, RNA polymerase II-specific.